Molecule: messenger RNA, 2943 nt
Organism: Phytophthora infestans T30-4
Lineage: Eukaryota; Oomycota; Peronosporomycetes; Peronosporales; Peronosporaceae
Exons: 3
Coding region: 1-2943 (980 amino acids)
Molecular function (GO): oxidoreductase activity, acting on the CH-OH group of donors, NAD or NADP as acceptor
Source: RefSeq, a predicted model, not a curated record
AUGUCAUUCUUCAUUUCGCCGUCGAGAGCGCAAGCGCAGAGGAAGACACACACCACGAUGUUCACGCCGCUACGAGGACAGUCUUUCUCUGACAAGACCGACGCUAUCUGCAUUGGCAGUGGCCGCUUCUUGCGUUGUGUGCUGGUACCUACGCUGCGUGCGGCUGGUAGCGCCGUUGUGGUAGCUCAGACGCGAGGCACCAGCUUCGCGUCGGCCUGCGCCAAAGCCGAGGGAAAAUACGAGGUGGACACUAUCCAGAACGACGGCAGUGUACAGACCGAGGUCGUCGAAGUGGAAGCCGUCGGCUCCUUGGGAGACGCCGAGGGCCGCGCAGCCUUCAUGCAACUGCCGUCCAAAGUCUCUAAGCUCAAGUUCAUUGGCUUUGGCGUCACGGAGAGCGGUAUCGUCAAAGGAGGCCCCGCCAUCGUGGACCUCACGGAACUGCUCUACAACUGCUUCACAACUCAGCCCAACAAUAUUGUCUCGGUGAUCAACACUGACAAUCUGCCCAAGAACGGAGACACCAUCAAGAAGCUGGUGCUGAAAACGGAAUGGAAGGGUCAGCCAAGUGAUCUGGCUUCGUUCCGAGCCUAUGUGACGUCCAACGUGCAUUUCCACAACACGAUGGUCGAUCGUCUAACGUCCCACCGAGCGGGUGACUCGCUCGUGCCGUUAACGGAGCCCUGGCCGACCAAAACGUUGGUAAUUGAGGACGUCCAUGGUGUCCUGGACGCCAACAAGUUGAGUGUUCUACCGGGUUUACACAUCCGUACAACUGCAGGCCAACUGGAACAAGACCACCUACUGAAACUGAGUAUCGCUAAUGCAGUACACACUGCUAUGGUCUAUCUACUAGCCCUCACACGCGUAAAGACUACGUGCGACGUACUGAAGUACCCGGAGAUCCGUCAGUAUCUGGAUCUGCUGUACGCAAAUGACGUUGCGCCAUCACUUGAGCUACGUGGCAUCAGUAAACAAGAGGCUCAACACACAUACGACGAGUGGAUGAGUCGUGUGGAGCACAAACACUUUGGUCUUGACAACUUCUGGGUCGGUCAGAACGCCAUGCUGAAGUACGGCGUCAGACUCUUCAGCACUGUGGAGGCCAAUGUAAUCAGAGACGAGAAGUACCGUCCUAGUGUCUUCAUGGCCUUCGCCACGGCCUUGAUCUUGCGAUACCUGACUCCGACGCAGUCAGACUCGAGAAAAGAGGACGGUACCAGCGUUUUUGUCGGUGCUAUGGACUCGAUUCAAGACCGUACGCCACUCUACUCUGUAACAGAGAAGACGUGGGUGUAUGCCAAUGGCUUAACUGCCAAUAUCUCCACUGGCAAGUACGAGUUCUUGGACGGUGAAGCAGGUCACACUGCUACGAAUCUGUGGAAGAUUAGUCACAAGGUGUUUGGUGCCUGUAAGAGCAGCAGCAACGACUUCCCCAAGUCUGCACGUGCUGAAUCUUCCUCCGAGGUUUCCAGUGGUGUCGGCGUGGCCGUUGCUAGUGUGCUCAGCUCCGUCAAGGGCUUCGACCUCACCAAUGACGCGUACGCUUCCUUCGCUGCGGACGUCGCGGCACUCUACCAACGUCUCGUGUCUGGCAAACAGACAGCGCUGAAAACACUGGAAGACGUGCUGCGUAAUCACCACACGAGCGAGUUCCUCGCUACCAAGGAAGAAGUCGCCACUUUCGUGCGUGAAGCCGUCGCGAGCGUCCAGAUCAUCGACGUGCACACGCAUCUCUUCCCUCCGAGUCACGGCAAACUCAUGCUCUGGGGUGUUAACGAACUCCUGACGUACCACUACCUGGUGGCUGAGUUCUUACAGACUGCAGCCCUGCAAGUGGAGGAGUUCAACUCGUACUCGAAGGAGAAACAGGCGGCUCUCAUCUGGCAGCAUUUGUUCGUGGACCGCUCGCCAGUGUCCGAGGCCUGUCGUGGUGUGCUGACGACGCUGCAUUUGCUGGGUCUGGACCAUCUCGUGGCCAAGCGCGACCUCGCUGCGAUUCAGGAAUGGUUCAAGCAACAGGACGCCGACGAGUACGUGGACACGGUCUUCCGUCUCUCUGGGCUCAAGUACGCGGUGAUGACCAACAUUCCGUUCGAACCCGAAGAGGCUCGUCACUGGCUGGGAGACCCAUCCACAAACACGCCUCCGCCUGCCUGGUCUCGCAAGUACUUCCGCUCGGCGUUGCGUGUGGAUCAGGUCCUUCUGGGCGACUGGGCGUCUAUCGGCCCCACCCUGGACGUGUUCAAGCUGCCACACACUCUGGCGGGUGUUCGCACUUUACUGGAGAAAUGGAUCGACAUUAUGAAGCCCGAGUACUUCAUGUCGAGUGUACCCAUUUUCUUCGAGUAUCCGGAUGAGAAUGCACCCAAAUCUACCGCUGACGCUCUGCCGAAUGGUGCCGAGUUGUUGCUGCAGGUUUUGUUGCCUUUGGCCGAGGAGAAAAAGUUGCCGAUCGCACUCAAGUUCGACAGUGUGCGUCCAAUCAACGCUCGCUACGGUGUGGCCGGAGACGGCGUGAAGCCCAGCAACGUGGACAUCCUGAUCAAACUGUGCAACAACUUCCCGCGCGUCAAGUUCCUGGCCACGUUCCUGUCGCGUGUGAACCAGCACGAGGUGACGGUGACGGCCAACAAGUUCCGCAACUUGCAUCUGUACGGCUGCUGGUGGUACUGCAACAACCCGUCGAUCAUCGAGGAGCUGACGCGCAUGCGCAUCGAGAUCCUGGGCACGGCGUUCACGAGUCAGCACUCGGACGCGCGUGUGCUGGACCAGCUCAUCUACAAGUGGAGCCACUCGCGCGACGUGAUCGGCGAGGUGUUGGUGGACAUGUACGAGAAGUUGUUCGCGACGGGCUGGAAGGUGUCCAAGGGCGACAUCGAACGCGACGUGCAGCGUCUGUUCGGUCAGAGCUACGAAGACUUCAUGGACAAGAAGAUGUAA